AUGGGAGAGACAGCGCCUGUCACGACCACCAUCGUCGAGUCCAAUGCUCGGAGGACGUAUCCUUCCACGCCACGUGAUAGUGUCGAUGGCGAAAAGAGACCGACGGAGACAGACAGCCAAAAUGAGAAAUCCACGGGCAGCGUGAGCGACCACAUGACCGUGGCAGUCGCGCCAGAAGAGAACGAGGGCGAUCAAGAAGGGCCACUGACUUCUUUUUUCCGCGUUUUGUACGAAUUUUCCACCCCAUCCGACCAUUUGUUGCGCAUCAUCGGACUCUGCGCUGCGAUCGCGUCGGGGGCCGCACUGCCUUGUAUGACGCUGGUCUUCGGUUCAUCCGUCAACGAAUUCAAUUCAUUUGGCUCAAACGAGCAAUCAUCGAGCACCUUAUACAAAUCCGUCUCCCACAAUGCGCUAUGGUUUGUCUAUCUCUUCAUUGGCCGUUAUGUACUUGUUUAUAUUCAUUCGACAUGCUUUGGUGUUUCGGGUAUCAGAGCCACCCAAGCUUUUCGCCAGCAUUUCAUCAAGGCUGUGAUUCAACAGGAAAUUGCCUAUGUCGAUUCGCGUUCUCUCGGGGGGAUCACAACAGCCAUCUCUGCGAACGUGGACAUGGUCGAAAAUGGAAUCACAGAAAAGAUAGGCAGCCUUAUUCAAGCCAUCUCGAUGCUGAUCGCUGGUUUUGUCGUGGCUUUUACUCAGCAAUGGAAGCUGACUUUGGUGACCGCCACCACUUUGCCUGUCCUCUUCGCUGGAUUCUACAUCACCUUCACCCUUGACUCCAAGAUUGAAGGCAAGAUCCUUGAAGUCUACAAUUCCGCCAGCGGCCUGGCUGAAGAGGCUAUGAGCAGCAUGCGCAUGGUCACGGCACUCAACAUCGGAAAAAGACUAGCCCAGAAAUACGACAUUCCUCUUGCCGAGGCUGAGAGACUUGGUCUUACCAAAGGCCCAGUCAUUGGAUUUCAAUAUAGCGUCGAGAUGUUCACCACAUACUGCGCAUACGCCCUAGCUUGGUACUACGGUACCAAACUCUUAAAAGAGGGCGAAAUUGGCUCUGGCGGUGGUGGCAUGAUAACAGUUCUGUUAUCUGUCCUUCUAGCAACCCAGGCCGCAUCCGACGUUGCGCCGGGCUUUAGCGGCUUUACCAGGGCAUCGGCCUCAGCAAAGGAAAUGUUUAAAGUGGUAGAUCGGCCAUCGAAGAUUGACCCGCUUGGGGAAGGAGGGCACAAACCGGAGAGCCUUCAGGAGAGCAAAAUUGAGCUACGUAACGUCACGUUUGCUUAUCCUUCACGACCAACGUUACCAAUUCUCCAAGACUUCAGCAUCAUCUUCGAGGCAGGCAAAACCACAGCUCUAGUCGGAUCGUCUGGAUCCGGAAAAAGUACAAUCGUUGGCUUGAUUGAGCGUUGGUUUGAUACAGACUCAGGAUCAGUUCUUGUGGGAGGCCACCCCGUUACUGAUUUGAACGUGCGAUGGCUGCGUAGCCAAGUUGGCUUGGUUCAGCAAGAGCCUGUACUAUUCAGCGACUCCAUUUAUAACAACGUGGCUCAUGGCUUAUACGGCACCAGUAUGGAUUCACUGCCUGAGGUGGAAAAACGAGAACUCGUCCGUCAAGCUUGCAUUCAGGCCUUUGCCGACGACUUUAUCCAGGAUCUUCCCGAUAAAUACGACACUCUCGUUGGAGAGCGCGGCCGGCUCCUCAGUGGCGGUCAGAAACAGCGAAUUGCCAUCGCCCGUGUCGUUAUUUCAGACCCCCGAAUUCUUCUUUUGGAUGAGGCCACGUCGGCUCUGGACCCCACGGCUGAGAAGAACGUUCAAGCCGCUUUGGAUAAUGUCUCCAAAUCCCGCACCACCAUUAUGAUUGCUCAUAAGCUGUCUACUGUGCAAAAAGCUGAUAAGAUUGUUGUUCUCUCACAUGGAAAGGUGGUUGAGCAAGGUACCCAUCAGCAGCUCCUAGCGGACAAGGGCUCGUACCAUAAACUCGUCCAUUUGCAGAACCUAGACAUCAACGAUGAAGCCAUGCGCAGUUCUAAGAAUUUGCAGAAUGAUGAACAUACUAUCGGAUACGACACUCAGGAAGAUCGCGGACUUCCAAAAAUACCACCAUCUCGCUUGUCAUCGAGAUCUCGCGAAGACACAGUGUCAAUGUCUCAAGUCGAUGCCAAGGUAAGUGGCGAUGAAAAAGAAGAAAAUUGUGAGGACAAUGACCUUAAGGAAAGGCUUUCUUUGAUUCGUUGCAUUGCCAUCAUCAUUUGUCAGGAGCAGCGGCACCUCUGGUUUCUCUUCUUAGCCGGCUUGGUAUCCUCCGCUGGUAGCGGCGGCGCGUUUCCUGCUCAGGCCGUUCUCUUCGGUGAGAGUAUCUCCACGCUGCAACUUCCUCACGACCAACAUCUUGUCAACAGAGGUAGUUUCUGGGCACUCAUGUAUUUCGUGCUCGGUCUCGGCGUCUUAGUGGUCAACUGGGGAGUUGGCUUUUGGUGGACUGUGGCUUCAUUCCGCGCAACCCGUCAGUAUAGACGUGAAUAUUUUGAGGCCAUGAUGCACCAGGACGUUGCCUUCUUUGACUUGAAGGGCCACAGCGCUGCCGAAAUGACGAGUCGUCUUUCCCUGCAUCCUCUCCACCUCCAGCUACUUCUAUCGACCAACCUGGCCCUAAUUUUCUUGGUGAUCUUCAAUGUCUUAGGGUGCUGCAUCCUUUCCCUAGUGGUUAGCUGGAGACUCGCACUCCCUGUCAUGGCUGUGGGUGUGCCACUCUUAUUUGGCGCUGGCUACUUUAGAAUGCGCAUGGAGAUGAGUAACCAAGAUCGCGUCACUGUUAUUUACCAGGAAGCUGCCCGCUUUGCUUCUGAAGCAGUUGGCGCUAUUCGGACUGUUUCGAGCCUAGGCCUGGAGCAGAAAGUCCUCGAUGGGUACGAGAAAAGACUCAAUGAAUCUGCCAAGCUCGAAAUGUGGCACAAACUAGUCAGCAUGCUUCUCUUUGCGUUCAGUGAGAGCAUCAGUCUCGUAGUUUCCGCCUUUUCGUUCUGGUACGGAGGGAAGCUUUUGUCUGAGAACAACUAUAGUGUUAGCACUUUCUUCAUUGUCUUUAUAGCCAUCAGUAUGGGCAUGCAGACUGCCGGUUUCAUGUUCGGAUUCACUUCUGAUCUCUCUAAGGCACAUAAAUCGGCCAACCAUAUUAUCGACCUUCGCAGGUCUAAACCAACUAUCAAUACGUCGACUGUGAACCACCAAACACACCUUUCAAGGAGCGAGACUGCUAUUGAGUUCAAAAAUGUGACAUUUUCUUACCCGAACCGCCAGGACAUCCCAGUACUACGCAACAUCAGCUUCAAAAUCGAGAAAGGCCAGUCCGUUGGCAUUGUUGGUGCUUCAGGGUGUGGAAAAAGCACUAUUAUCGCCCUUCUGGAGCGAUUUUACGAUGUAGAGCUGGGUCAGGUUUGUUUUGGAGAUAUUCCAGUGCAGCAGCUGAACGUACAGGAGCAUCGCUCUCGCCUGGGCUUGGUCUCCCAGGACACCAUCUUGUACCAAGGCUCCAUUCGUGAGAACAUCCUGCUGGGCCGACUGCCUGGUCAAGCUACCAAUGAUGAAAUUGAAUCAGAGUCAGGAGAUGAAGCCGAAGACGCGGUUACUCGCGCCUGCAAGCUGGCUCAUAUAGACGACUUUAUCAUGAGUCUUCCAGAGGGUUACCACACGAAGCUCGGCAGCCAUGGCAUUUCGCUCAGUGGAGGCCAGCGCCAGCGUCUUGCCAUUGCGCGCGCUCUGAUUCGAGAGCCGGAUAUCUUACUCUUUGACGAGGCAACCAGUGCUCUUGAUACGGAAAGCGAGGCUUUGGUCCAGCAGGCCUUUGAGGCCAUCACACAGAAGAAUGAUUCCCGAACGGUUAUUUCUGUGGCCCAUCGCUUAUCUACAAUCAAGCAGUGUGACCGCAUCUUUGUGCUUUUUCGGGGUCAAGUAGUGGAGGAGGGAACACACGAUGAGCUUGUGGCACAGUGUGGCCGCUACUAUGAAAUGGUUUUGGCGCAGACCUUGGACGCCGAAGCUCCCUGA
Messenger RNA from Penicillium odoratum, 4041 nucleotides. RefSeq lists its product as uncharacterized. Gene Ontology annotation, cellular component: membrane. The record is from RefSeq and is a predicted model, not a curated record. The coding region runs from base 1 to 4041 and encodes 1346 amino acids. Gene Ontology annotation, molecular function: ABC-type transporter activity; ATP hydrolysis activity; ATP binding. Gene Ontology annotation, biological process: transmembrane transport. Lineage: Eukaryota; Fungi; Ascomycota; Eurotiomycetes; Eurotiales; Aspergillaceae. The transcript is spliced from 4 exons.